AUGUACACGGCAGAUACUCUCGAUUUAAUCACAUCAUUAGAGCAAAAGGAAUGUGACGAUUGUGGCAAGAAAGAAGUCGAAUGGGCAUCUGUUAAGAAAGGAACUGUCAUUUGUUCGGAAUGUUUCUGUUUUCACAGCUACCUUGGCCCUUCGGUGAGCUAUCUCCGUCAUCUGCGCAAGAGUGCUUGGGAUGAGGAACACAUUCGACUCGUUCACGCUCUCAACACAUCGAAUACCAACAUGAUAUGGGAAAGUGCCCUCUAUGAAGGAUCAACCAAGUUUCAAAAGCCAUUGCCACAAGAUCCAUCACAUAUCAAGGAGCAGUUUGUGAAGGAGAAGUAUGAGAAGAUGACGUUUCAACCAAAAAGAGGAAAAGAUGAAGAUUUGGAGAACAGUUUGAACAGGCAACUCAUCGCUUGUGUCAGAAGUGACUAUGCACAUGUCACAUUGAGACUCAUCGCUCUUGGGGCUGAUGUCAACUACCCAGACCCAGAAAACGGUGACACCGCUCUUCAUGUUGCAGCUAGAGAAGGAAAUUUCAAUCAAGUCGAGCUUCUCUACCUCUAUGGAGCCGAUAUAAUGGCUCAAAAUAAAGACGGACAGCUUCCAUACAUUGCUGCAAGAGACGCUGGCUACGGCCAACUAUCUCAACGCAUCUACACUUUCUUCUUUUAUGUCUUUGACCGCUUCUCCUUCUUCAUGUGCAACAGAAAAGCGGAUCAUAAGAACAACCAAGAUUUCUUUAUUCCAGAAGUCACCGAAAAGCAGUUCCUUACCAAGACCAAAGACUCCAGAGCAGCUAUCUCUGUUCUGCCAAAAGGACAGUUCUUUGACCUCUGUGAAGAUGCAUUUGAUGAAACAGUCCGCAGAGAGAAUGAAGUCAACUGGAAUUUGACAAAAUGGGCCAAAAUUGCUAAAGGACCAACUAACUUAUUCUUGCCAUCAACGACACAAAUGUCAGCCGCUCGUAAUCAAAGAAGACAGAAACUUGCCAAAUUCACACCAAUUCAGUUCACAAUUCUUCUCAUCGACCUCAUUAAAGACCAAAAACGUAGAAUCACUGGUGAAAACCCACUACCAGUAGGAGAACAACCAAAGUUUCUCAGAAAAUCCAACGAGACACCAAUCAGAAUCAUGAAAAAAGUAGAAACCCCCGACUACGAUGAAAUUGCUGGAAUCUCCUGUUCGCCGAUUUCUGGAAUCUUGCCGAAUUCUCAAUCGAACACAGUAGACGAUCUGAAUAGCAGAGUGUGGGAUGAACUGUUGGAGAUGAAGGAAAGACUCCAGAAUGCGGAGAAAAUAGUUGUUACUGUAACCAGGCAAAACGAGGAACUGACUAAAUUGGUCCACAGCCUCCAGGCUCAACACAUCAACUUCAACUCGGAAUUGAUUUCCUAUCGUGACGACUUGUACAAUAUCAAGAGAACGAACAUGACUAGACGAAUGCCUUCACCACUUGCAAUUGUUGAAACACCCGAACGAGUUCUCCCGCCGUCAGGAAUCCAGCAAAGUUUUUCAAGAAGAGACAGUGAAGAUCGAAUCGACGGAGGCGGCGCACGCUGGAGAUCAAAUUCAAGCGAUCGAAGAAACUCGAACGACCAUAAAAUGGAGAAAAAAGUGGAAAGACGACAAGACUCAAUGAUGGAAAGCUCUUCUUCUCUCUCGCGCUCCUCUCAAAACCCCAAUGCAUUCAACAAAGAAGAAGUCAAAAAUAAAGUAAUUCUUCAAAGCGAAAAAAUUACCCGUCACAUCAAAAUUCUUCUUCAACACGGACACAACGGCAAUUUGGAUAUGAACGCCAGUCACGGGGCUCUUGAGAUUUCGUGCGCCAUUCACAGCCUCAUCUCUAUUCUGACGCCAUACGUGAGAUAUGAAACAAUCGAUUUGCUGAAGGAUGCUGUUGUGCUCCUUAACGCAAAAUGCAACAGUCCUCUUCUCAACCCGCUAGAUGUAAUUGAUGCAGCACAAACUGUCGCCGAGAAGCUCCGUCUCAUCAUCAUAGAAAUCUGUUAG
Molecule: messenger RNA, 2013 nt
Organism: Caenorhabditis remanei
Lineage: Eukaryota; Metazoa; Nematoda; Chromadorea; Rhabditida; Rhabditidae
Exons: 14
Coding region: 1-2013 (670 amino acids)
Biological process (GO): brain development; regulation of ARF protein signal transduction
Molecular function (GO): GTPase activator activity; protein binding
Source: RefSeq, a predicted model, not a curated record